This is a messenger RNA of Pangasianodon hypophthalmus (striped catfish), 7035 nucleotides long. RefSeq names its product hypermethylated in cancer 2 (gene hic2). The transcript is spliced from 2 exons. Lineage: Eukaryota; Metazoa; Chordata; Actinopteri; Siluriformes; Pangasiidae. Gene Ontology annotation, molecular function: RNA polymerase II cis-regulatory region sequence-specific DNA binding; protein binding; DNA-binding transcription factor activity, RNA polymerase II-specific. The record is from RefSeq and is a predicted model, not a curated record. Gene Ontology annotation, biological process: regulation of transcription by RNA polymerase II. Gene Ontology annotation, cellular component: nucleus. Bases 151 to 1854 code for a protein of 567 amino acids.
GUGUGUGUGUGUGUGUGCGCCCACAGGGGCUUCUCUUGUUUAGUGCUUUACACCACAGCGCCAGUACAAGCUUGGCAAGCUAGGAGCAAUGUGCUUCAUUCACUGGAUUUAUUUGCUUUUAGGUUUCUAGGUGCAGAAAAAAAGCUGGAAAUGGAACUGCCAAAUCAUGCCAAACAAUUGCUGCUGCAGCUGAACCAACAAAGAGCCAAAGGUUAUCUGUGUGAUGUGAUUAUAGUUGUAGAAAAUGCCCUCUUCCGGGCACACAAGAACAUUCUGGCAGCCAGUAGUAUCUACUUUAAGUCCCUCAUCCUGCAUGACAACUUAAUUAACCUCGACACAGAUAUGGUCAACCCGUCAAUUUUUCGGCAGAUACUGGACUUUAUUUACACUGGCAAGCUUUUGUCCUCGGAUCAGGUCAGUGACCACAAUUUUAAUGCCCUCCUAACAGCAGCAAGCUACCUCCAACUCCAUGACCUGGCUGCUCUCUGCAGAAAAAAGCUGAAACGCAAUGGCAGAUCCCUCCACAACAAACCCACAACUCCUACCAAUGGAAGAACUUCUAGAAACCAAAGGCUGUCCUCUACACCUGUCACACCAAACCAAAUUUCAGGGUUUAAAGACAGUGAAAAAACAAAGAGACAUGAGGAGCUACUCAAAGAUGAGUUGUCAGAGGAUGAGGUUUUUGUCAGGAAUGCUCAGUGUGCAAACCAAGCCAACUCUCUCAGUCCCUCUACUAGUAAGAAUGGGAGCAAUGGCCACAUCACCAGCAGUGGUGGCCUCUUGGAGCUUGGCCUGGACCUCUCUAAGAAAAGCCCUUCAGGAAGCACAGUCACUGAAGAAGUAAGUCCAAGCAGUAUCCCACAAGAAUCACCUCAGUCUGCCUCAGAAUCCACAGCCAACAGUGCCUCGUUCGAUGAUCUCCCCACCAACCCACAGGGCCUCACCACUGGAGAGCCUAUGGAAAUAGGUGAAGGAGAGGAAUGUGACGAGAACCAGCAUUUUCCAGACCCUGACCAACAAAAAAGCACCCGCCAGAUAUCUCGGUCCAGGCGACAAGCCAAGGGUGAGGGCCACAAAGGUGAAGAUAUGGAAAGGUCCACUUUGCCCAAUGGAGUUGCCAAGAGGCUAAAUGUGGCUGGAGAACGGCUCCCAGGUGGAGGAAAUGUCAACUCGGAUCUAUCCUACCAGUGUAAGGAUGAGGAAGAAGGACUGGAGAAUGGCCAGGAGCAGAGUGAAGAGAGUGGCCAGAGCGAGAAUGAAGGUGGACGCAACAGUGCCAACUAUGUGUAUCGGCAGGAAGGCUUUGAGCCUGCCCUUGGCGACAACCUUUAUGUCUGUAUUCCCUGUGGUAAAGGUUUCCCUAGCUCCGAGGAGCUAAACGCCCAUGUGGAGACCCAUACGGAGGAAGAGCUUUACAUCAAAGAGGAGGAGGACGAUGUCUAUCCAAAGGAAGACGAGGCUGAAGCUGAGGACCUGUCAUCUCAGACAGUCCAAGUGCAUGGAGUAGAUUCGCGACGCUUUUGCUGUACAGUGUGCAAUAAAAGCUACAAAGAUCCUGCCACACUGCGGCAGCAUGAGAAGACGCACUGGCUUACACGGCCUUUUCCCUGCAACAUCUGCGGCAAGAUGUUUACGCAGCGUGGCACCAUGACGCGGCACAUGCGCAGCCACCUUGGUCUGAAGCCCUUUGCCUGUGAGGAGUGUGGCAUGCGUUUCACACGCCAAUAUCGACUCACAGAGCACAUGCGGGUACACUCUGGGGAAAAGCCCUAUGAAUGUCAGCUUUGUGGGGGCAAGUUCACCCAACAACGUAACCUCAUCAGCCACCUUCGAAUGCAUACCUCCCCAUCAUAAGCCAAAGACACUUUGAAUGGAAUACCUUGAGCGCAAAAAGAUUUCAGUACAGUGCACACCUGUAUUCUGUGAAGAUGAUGGCUAUGAGUGGGUGAUCCGAUAGAGGAUUCACUCUUGGCUUGAGUGACAGGAGUAGUAGUUCAAAAUUUUAAAGCCCAACAGUUGAAAGACUAUCCUUUUCAAAAAUUGGUAUGAUUCUGUGGCAUCUUUUUUUGUUUUGUUUUGUUUUUUUUCCCCCUCAAUGCUGCAAAUAUAUUCUGCGGGCACUGAUGCUGUUUCAAAAUUCCAUGGGCUCUCCAGAUCACUUCACACCAGUUUAUGCAUUGGUUUCAUUAUUUGUUUCACUUGUCCCCAAGUAUACAAUUUCACUUCCUUUGGUCCUUAAAAGCAAGGGCGGGAGUUAAGAAAAUGGACCACAGAAUGUGUAAAAUACGGUUAAGUCUCUAAUCGAUUAAUUAAUAAUUGCUAAACUUUUUUUUUUUUUUUCCAGUUCAAAGGAAGAUUGAAAUAUAUGAUUGAGAGCCUUUAGAAAUGUUUAUGGUGUUAUAUAAAAGCUUUGUGCAUCUGACCAAACACAUUCACAAGCUUUAGUCUGUACCAUAUGCCCAUUGCCUAUUUCUAGCCCUUGAAGGGGAACAGGGUCCAUAAAAGCAUUCAUACCAUAGCAUGCAAUUUCUCAAUUUAAUUCAGUCUGUAUUGUAAUUUCUACAUUUUGCUAGCCCUCAUGAUGGUCCAUUAGUUGGUUAACCAUUUCAGUUGUGGCAAAAAGUGGCCUGAAAUAUGGGUAUAGUUAGAUGUACCAUUGUUGGGCUCCUUCUGCGUCUGGACAUGGGCAAAUGGGGGUAUAGAAAAGAGUGGUUCUGGGUGUUCUUUUAAAGCUCUAAUGUUUACUCAUAUAAUAUAUAGGGGUUUACUGUCGAGACAAAAGCCAAAAGUAAUGGUACUUGUUUUAGAUAAUUUAUUGUUAUGCUUCAGUGAAUGUUUAAACUGGUAGUUCUUUUGAUAUUUCUUUGGGAUGGGGUGAUUUGGGUGAUGGGUAGGGUUUGUUUUAUUGAAUUUUGAAUGUUAAUUCUGUCGGUACUGUUAUUCAGUUUUGUUUAAGGUUUUUCCUUCACUAAAAACCUAUUUUAUAGUCUUGUCACAUUGCUACCUCUUAAUUCUUAAGAACAGUACAUUCAUAGAUGGAAAAAGGGGGGUGUAGAUGUAGCUUACCCCUACAAGGUUGUAUAAAGUUUGAUGAGGUUUUCAGAAUGGUCCUAACCUGCCCAUCUCUCAACAAAGGUUUGAUUUUUUUUUUUUUUUUAAAACAUAUUUAACAUAAUAGAACUAGAACGUAGCUUGUUGGAUGCAUGUAUUUAAGUUUUAUGUUAAAGAAAUCCAAAGAGAAAACUAGUACUGAGGAAAAUAAUGGCUUAAGAACAAACUUUUUCUGUAGAAUGUCACUACCAAAGUUUUUAGAUUAAAUACAGAAAAUAACAUUUCAGGAGAAAAAAAUAUUAUAAAGAUUUUUUCUUUUACUUUUAGUUCUCAGUAAAGAGGAAUGAUGUGGGAAUGUUAGUUUAUAGUGGACAUUGUACUAAAAACCAAUGAACAACUUUUGUAAAACUUCUGCUGAUUGGUGGGCUGGCAGUUUUUCACUUUUGAAGUUUACAUUAGUUUCUCAAGUUGGUUUGUCAUUGCUUUUGUCUUCAGAUGUACUUUAUUGAAGGACUUCAGAAGGACUAAUUUAUUUUAGUUCAGACCAAAAAAAAAAAAGAAAGAAGUAAGACAAAAUGAGUAGAGUCAUGAUGUUUCUGUUACAUGACCACCAUUUUGGAGAAGUUCAUUCAGUGAGGAAUCAAUACACUGGAUUGCCUCUACAGUCAACAGAAAUGCUCUUGGGUGCUUUUUUUGUGGCUCACACAGGAACUGAUGUCAUUUAGUCAGUUGCUAAGUAUUGUAUAAAUCCUUUGCUUUAUUCAGAGAAUGACGAGUUAUUCCAAAAUCCUAGCUGUUGUCUUAGGUUACUGACUUGGGGUCACUGUUACAUUAUCAGUUCAUCAGAGUAUUCAUGUUUUACUGCUGAACUUUUUAAUGCCCUCUAUUUAUACAUUUUGUUGAUUUACAGCCAGUUCCAGUGUAUCACAUUCCAUGUGUAACUUUUACCCUUGUCAAUGCAAAUUCUAAUGGCAUUCCUUUUUGGUUUUAUUUGUUCUGGUUCUUAAUCCAAAGCCCAGUGCAAGUGCUUACUAAUGAUCAUAAGGUGCAGCUAUUGUCAUAUACUCUAGAAUAAUGUACACUGACUUCCUUUUUCCUGGAAUUUUGUCCAAAUCCAUCUUUCCAGAGACUUAAUCCAAACAUAUCAAAGUUCUUACACUGUAGACGCCUUUUUUUUUGGGCUAAGCAGUUAGGGACAUAAUGGGCAGUGUCAAAUUCUCAGGCCAUUUGUUUAGUCUGUAGUCCUGUCCCAUUUGCUCCUGCAUCAUGGAAGCUACUCUUGGUCCAAAAUAUAAAUUCUUUUAAUGGUUUAUUAUCAAGGUUAAAGUUGGUUUCAUUAAGGAAAAUUUAGUUGUAUUGAUUGGGCAGCUCAUGUUUGGCAUGCACUCUGGUGUUGAAGUACUCUUAUCAACUCAGGGAGACUUUAUUGUGUCCUCCUCGUCACUUCCAUAUACCACACAGGAUUCCAGGAAAAAGCUGCCAUUUGAUCUCUUGUGUACAUAUCAGCACUUAACCAGUACAUCAGUGUCCUAGAAGAGAUGGCCGAAGUAUUCAGAGCUAUAGCUGACAGAGCAUGAAAAAGAUGGCAAAGUUUCAAACUGUGACAAUAAUGUUUCUACUUCAGACUUCAGGGAUAGUUCUACAUAUUUUGAAAUGUGGAACUUUCGACUACAUUUGUAAGACUGUGUCAAUACUGUGUCAAUUUCUGUAUUUUAAUGAUGAAAAAAACACUAGUUUCCUACAAAAUAGAUUUUAAGAGUGUUCCCAUUUCAAAUGACGCUUUCGAAAAAAAAAAGAAAAAAAAGGAAAGAAAAGAAAAAGAAAAAAGCCAGAGAUGUACAUGAAAGUUUUACUUUUAAGUUUCAGAGUGUUUUAGAACUAAAAAAAAAAAUAUUAAGCAUAAAGUGUAUAAACAAAUAAGAUAAAGCUCAUACCCAAAAUUUCAGACUCUUUUCUAAACCAAAGCACAUACCGAAUGAUUGACCGCUUAUCUGAUGUAAUGAUUCUUGUGUAUAUCUCACUGUUUACAUAAACACUUACAGUCUCCGACCUCAGGAGAGGAGAGGCCAGUUUGAGCAUGCUUCUUUGUAAAGGUGUCGUAAACCGAAAGAAAAAAAUGAUUUGUGAAAAUGUCUACAUCCCCCCCAAAACAGGUCCCUAUAUGGCCUGGAUAUAAUGUGCUAUGGGAGAGGUGGGGUGUGUCUGUGUGUGUGUGCGUGUGCUCUUAGUGUAUUAUCACAUCCGGUUAUUUUUGUUAUUCUGCUGCUUUCAAAUGUCUACAUGAGUAUGAAUAGAAGCUACAUAAACAUGACUUACCUCAGACCAUGUAGGAUUUUUGUGGGGGGGUUGGAGGGAAAGAGGGGUCUCGCUAUCCCUUGUUUAAUCUGCUGUUAAUUUUCUAAUGAUUACUGUUUGUUUUUCUGAGCCAUUUGCUGAAAGAACCAUAAAAGAAGCAGCUUCCAGCUGACUGGCCUCUCCUCUGAACCACAUUGGUGCAAACACUUACUGACAGUGUUCAAUUUUUUUUUUUUUUUUUUUUUAAAUCAUCAAAGGUCUAUUGUCAGUGAUGAAUGUAUUUAUUUUUGAUCCUGUUUUCACUUUUGUUAAAGAUUUCACUUUGUGGGAGACAAGGUGUUUUCAGGGUCUUAAUUUUAUUGCUUAAAAUGACGACAAAACAAAUCCCACAUGGAUGUAGGCGUGAGGAAUGUAUGUGGUCCCAUGAAGUGUUCCUGUUCUAGGCUGGAUCGGCUCCAUCCUGAGCCUUCUCUCACUUAAAGCAUGCAUGUUCUCUGGAUCAUGUGUUCUUUUUUUUUUUUCUUUUCUGUAUUAAAGACUUGAAGGCUGUUUUUUUUUGUUGUUGUUGUUGUUGUUGUGUGUGGGGUUUUUUUUUUUUUUUUUUAUUUUAAAAAACAUUUUCCCUAUCUGUUUGCUUCUGUCUGUUGAUACAAUAUGGGACUUUCAUUAAUUGUGUAACAAGCACUCUUGUCGUGUUUGUGUUCUUUAUUGAAAGCAGUGGUGUUGUCACGCUAUCAUGGUUCAAGGCUCCUAGUGGAUUCCAUUUCCUUUAUUUCUUUGGAGGUUGUCAAGGGGGUGUCCUAUUUACAUAUGACCAACAAAGCCAAAGCUUUUGUAAGAAUGAACUCUCUUCUGCUCACCUUCACCUCCCAAGUCCGUCAAAAAGCAAGUGGCAUGCAGGCGUGUUGUGUGGUUAGAGAUGGAAUAUAAGCUUUAUAAAAUGCACUUUGCGAUUUGACAGCAAGGUCCCUUAUGAAUGACCUUUUGAAAGAAUCUAGAGAACUUGCUCAGUUAUCUUAAUUAUCACUUGAUCAAUAUUUUGAGACCGAAGAAGAUUGAUCUUUGAUUUGCUGCUAUGAUUUGUAGCCUGUUGCAGCAGCGCUACGUAUUUCCUGUGUAGUAUUGUGAAGUCUCACACUGCUAAAUGUUAACCAACCACUUGGACCUCAAUUUACCAAACCAACCCCUAAGUAAACCAAAGCCAGCUCUACAAACCUCUGUGUUUUCCACGUCCUUUUUUCUUGAGGCCAUAUUGCACCUAAUACUGUGUUCCUGCUGCCUAUAUGAGCAUUCAGCCAGCCUUUUUUCACUGUCUUCUAGCCAGUCUCUGCCCAUUCCAGUGUCUGUAUGUCUCAUUGACUUUAUAGACAUCAUUCUGAAUAUAUAUCUGUCUGUUUUAGGGAUUUGUUUACCUCAGAAUGGUAUAUUUCAGUUGCAAAUAUUUGUUCAAUUACUGUCUUUAUUACAGUCUUUUUAGCCUUGAACAUGGCUUGCGGACAACACCAUGGUUUCACGUUUCAGUUCCUCAGAGAUCUUGUAUUCAGGGCCGAGCUACAUGAAGCUUGCAGCUCGAAUUGUGUUAUGCGAACACAAUACGAUGUACAGAGGUGAUCUCAUCUCCUUAUGGUCUUAAUGUACAGCUAUGAGAAGUCAUUUUAGAAUCAUUAAAAUCUUGAUCAAAAAAACCCA